Molecule: messenger RNA, 1269 nt
Organism: Alternaria alternata
Lineage: Eukaryota; Fungi; Ascomycota; Dothideomycetes; Pleosporales; Pleosporaceae
Exons: 1
Coding region: 371-985 (204 amino acids)
Source: RefSeq, a predicted model, not a curated record
ACGCUAGUACUCAGCUGUCAGAAAAGCCCAGACCCCAUCGUCACACUCGCAUGUUGAGUUCCAAGGCGGAGCAGCAUAGAAUCGACAUGGGGGUCAGCUGUGUGGCUGGGCAUCGGCUGCCCGAUCUCUGGAAUAUAUACAUGCGCUCUGUUGGCUUCCUUGGGUGCCGCUCACUUUCCGCCCAUCUACUCUUCGCUCUUGCCCCUCUUGCGGUUGCGAAGCCUCUUGCACUCCCUCGUGGUGCGCUUCGUCCCGCCCUCGAUCCAACCCCACGUUGAUCGUCCCACGAAUCACAUCGCGAUCGCAAUCGAAGCUUCCCACUUUUUGAGGCUUCGCCAUUACCGCGUCUCAUACCGGGAGUGAAGGCGCCAUGUGUCUCGUCAAAGUCAAGCAGGAAGAGGACCAUGUAGUCCCGUACCGCGUCGUCCAGCGGAACCGCUCUCCGCCCCGUCGCCGCGCCUCACGUCAAUCGCGCGACAUUGAGCGCCGUUAUUCGCGCACCGAAAUAGUGCACGACUCUUCUCCUAGGCCUUCAGCAUCCUACGUUGCGGUGCCCUCACCCAAGCCUCUCCAGAUCCCCGCACCACAGCCUGUGCCUAUGUUUGUGCAGCCUCCACCACCCCCGGCGCCCAUGCCGGCUCCACCUCCACCGCCUAGCCACAUCUCGUCUCACCAUACCCAGGCCCAUUCUCACCACGGCGGCGCACACUAUGUCGAAGUUUCUCCACGAUCCAGCAUGAGCUCUCGCUCCUCUAGCCCUGGCCGCAGCGAGUAUGUGUACACUGAGCGUGAGGUUAGGCGCGAACGCGAGCGCAACUACAGUCCGGAGAACCCUCGCUACGAGCACUACAGAUAUGUGGAGCCUGCAUCGAGCGAGAGCGAUCACUACGAGAGAUACCAAAGGCGGGACAGGAGCAGACAACGCAGUCGCAGCCGUGGCGGCUACGAAGAGACUAAUACCAGGGUUGCGUACAGCAGGCGGUGACCGUCUGCAUACGAGUAGAGAAAUGUGUCAUGUUUGCAGGGACUGUUAUUCUGAUAGCGUACGGUUCGUCUCGUGUCCUCAAUUUAAUCUCGAAGGAUUUUUAGCAUCCGUCAAUAGCUGUGGUGUGGUCGCCUAUAGUUUUUUCAUUUCCAUAUUUAAUUUAGCAUUUCGCAUUCCGCUGGCCAAAUGCUCGGUGGCUAUGAGGUCAUUCGUGAUGUUGAGCAACAGCGUACACGUCCGCGCCGCACUUGCCGAGAUGUCGAGAACAAGGUCCACAUGUUUAG